CCUGCACCAGGUAUUAAACUGGCUCCCCGACGGAUCCUGCAGCCCGCUGACACCCGUUAGAAAGACCUCCACAGAGCAGAAGAAGCGCCCAACACCGCGCCAAACACCGUCCACAGGAAUUCUUCUUUUUCUUUCUGUCCCUCACAAGUUUAAACAGGUGCACCUCAAGCAGGCUGAGGCUGAACGUUCAAUACUCCUUUGGGAUUUAAAAGGUCUCUAUACUCAACAUAACAGCAGACAGAAGGCGGUGGCAGGGGGAGGAGGAGAAGGAGCUGGGUGACAGAGAGAGAGCCAUGCUGUCUCUGAGCUGUGCCGAAGGCUCUGUGGGGCUGGAGGAAGAGGUGGUGACCGCCGCUGCCCAGGCUGAGGAGCGGGACAGCGUCCACAACAGCAGCAGCAUCAGCAGCUGCAGCUCCGACAACCUGGACGACAGCCUGACCAGCCUCCAGUGGCUGCAGGAGUUCUCCAUCCUCGGUGCCAACGUGCCGCAGCAGGCCCACCACCAGCCGCACCUGUUCGGCCACCAGCCGCUCGGCUCCGAUGGCCCGGCCUCCCCUCUGGCCGGGGACCCCGCCUCCAUCGGCAUGCCCCUGACCCCGGGGAAGCCCACGGCGGCGGCCUACAGCAGACUGCAGUCACUCCCCGGCAUCGUGGCUCACGGCCACUGCCCCGACGAGGUGGACUACAAGACCAACGCGCACAUCAAGCCGCCGUACUCGUACGCGACGCUCAUCUGCAUGGCCAUGCAGGCCAGCAAGAAGGCCAAGAUCACUCUGUCCUGCAUCUACAAGUGGAUCACCGACAACUUCUGCUACUACCGACACGCUGACCCCACCUGGCAGAACUCCAUUCGACACAACCUGUCGCUCAACAAGUGCUUCAUCAAGGUGCCGCGGCAGAAGGACGAGCCAGGGAAGGGCGGUUUUUGGAAGAUUGACCCGCAGUAUGCUGAGCGUCUCCUGAGCGGCGCCUAUAAGAAGAAGCGGAUGCCACCGGUCCAGAUCAACCCGGCCCUGCAGAACAGGCUCAGGGUCAACCUGCAGCCUCAGUCCAGAGGCCCCUGCAGCCCAACAGGAAUUAAGGAUGGCCUGUGCAUCAACCCUGAAUCCCAGCGGCUUCUCUGGGAGUUCGAAGAGGCUACUGGCGCCGACCAGAACUGGGAUCCUCAUCUGGCUGAAGGAACCAUGCUGGGCUCCUGGCCGGUGCUGCGGGGAAGAGGUGGGCACAAGAGGAAACUGGGUUCGAGGAAUGGUGGGGCCAAAGCCCCCCGGCGCUCCAGCUCCCCACUGCUCUCCGCGGACGAACAGAAGGAGAUCGGACCUCUGAAGGGGGACUUUGACUGGGACGCCCUGCUGGACUCGGCCCUCAGCGGGGAACUCAGUUUGGUGGGAGGCGAAGCUCUGAGCCCCAUCAUGAAAGACGAGGACCUGACAGUGCGGGGGACCCACAUCUCUCCUGUCGAAGCCCCCGCAGGGACAGCGGACAUCCACGUGUUGGUGGAGACCCGAAGGAAUAAUGACGUGUCAGACUUUGAUGAGGAGACCUUCCUCGCCACCGCAUUCCUGGAGAGCCCCUGGCCAGAAGAGGAGGAACAGGGUCGCAAUGAUUUCCUCUGUAGCUCCACCGUCAACCUGGACCAGCUGUUUGACCUCGGAGACUCAUUAGGGGGAGACCCGAGCACCCGAAUUGACAACCUCCUUUGAGGAAUAGUUGGUCCUCUUUCACACUGAAAACUCACUUAGGAAUAACAGACUUUGUUUUUUUACACUCGAGCAUCCCUUUUUGUGUUUUUUGACAUGUUUAAAGUAUUUUUAGAGUUACAUUUUGAUGCUGAUUCAUGCAGGAAGUGCAUUCCCAAUGCCUACUGAGAACAAAAUGCCACAAUGUACAGCAGCAGUUCACAUCAUCACGGGAAAAACAGAACUAUCAAACUAUGAAAUGACUGGAGACAAACAAAAACUAAUUUUCAGAAUUAGGGCUUGGUCACACCUGAGAGGGCACAGAAAAGUGAAACAGUCUUCACAAAAUAUUUGGUUAUAGAAGCUUGGUGACAUAGUGACUGUCAGUUAGCAACAUAGAUGUAUCAAGACAGCAUGAGCAUGUGCACUGGGCCACACCUUUUGGGCUGUUCUCUGCAAUCAGUUGUUAUUGGAUUAAAUGGACACCAUCUUUGACUCUGGUAUCCAGUUUGUAUAAUACAUCCACAGUUAGCAAGCCUAUAGCAAACCAGUUUAUACUCUGACAGAUGAGCUUCAGUAAAACUGGCUGGUAACACACAGCUAAUAAGCUACGAUAGCUUCCUCCAUUUUGGCAAAGUCAACUCCGUCAGGAUGUCCUGCUGUUGGUCAAUGAUACAAAUUGAAAUAUGUUAUUACAUAUAUAUUUGCAUUGAUUCAUGUCACCAAAGCGAGAGAUUCCUUUCGAAUUUUCUUUUAAAUGCGGGUGUUAACAGGCCUUCAGAAUGACACAUCAUGGUCUUUGUUUACAUCAUAAAAAGUGUGUCCAUUUUGUUUAUUGUACAUCAGGCCUAAAUACAUUCAGAAGACAACUGAUCCACACUUUUUAAAUAGGAAGUAAUAACCCAGUGGUGUCAGCAGGUGUAAGGCCAAGGCUGUGAUUAGUCUUGUUUCCAUUCAAUCAUCCAGGAAAUUUUAAGGGGAUUUCAAAUGUUGCAAAAUAGAAAUGUGAAGGUAGAUAAUCCACCAGCAAACAGAGUAGAACAAGUGGAGGUGGCUAACCAGAAACAAAAAGAGUCACCUUGGCUAUCUAGCAUCUACGAGAGAAAAAUUGAGAGGUUUUCAGAAAUUGGUUUUCAUUUUUCUGUUUCAUGCUGUCCGGAGACGUAGACACAUUACGGGAAUAUUCAGGAAGAAGCUGACAGUGGAAACAGCUGAUCAGUCCUGUGAGUUAAAUGUUCGCUACGUCAGAACUUAUUCGGCAAAGGCGUUUCAAUGUCCCAUGUAGAGCAUCAAUGGUUUUUCCACAAAGGCAAAACCAUCUCAAGAGUGAAGAAGAACAUUUUUUUUCCUAUACAGCUUUUCUAAUGCAAUGCUUAAAAUACAUGUAUGGAAACACAACUACUGACAGAGAAGUUGCUGAGAAUUGUUUUUAAUAUGUAAAUACUGUGACAGCAGCACUAUGAUGAUGAAUAUUGACAUAUUUGCCAAAUGAUGUUUAAUGUAGGAGUGAUUUACUCUAUUAGGUUGUUUUUUUUUUUGCAUGGGGUUUUGGUACUAACUAUUCUCUGUAUGCAUUUUUCAAAAAUAAUUAGUGACAGUUUAACUAGAUUAAUAAUUAUUAGGCAGGAUAAGUUGCUUUUUUUCAAGGGAGAGUGAACAGAGAUGUUUUAUUUCAUAUCAGACUGAAAUAUUCCUUGUAGAAGUAGUAUUUAGUAACCACUUUCGUUGAUACUUAGCAGUGUAAAAUUUUAAACAGCUUGAGGCAAAAUUCUCCAACCAAGAACUAUUAAGACCUUAAAAAGCUCACUAUGAAAAAGGCCACAGUGCCUGUAAAUGAAUACCUGACCUUCUAUGUGCCAAGAAAAACACUUGGGACUCGACAGGGUGGCAGUGUUUUUUAUUACCAAGAGGAAAUGUCUUUUUUUUUAAAACAAAAGAUCUGAUGCAGCUUGGAUAUGUGUUGUUGGUUAACUAAAUCCAAAUCACUGCAAAUACUUAUUGCUCCUGUUUUCCUUUAAAAUGUGUGAAAGUGCAAUCAAUGUACAGCGAUACUUGUUAUAUUUUACUUGCAGUUGUAGGCGUCUCUUUAUGCAGUUUACUUUAGAGACACCAGUUUCACUAGUUUGUGUAUUAUGAGGUGUGAAUACACUCUGACGGGAGAAAGGACUCUUUCCCAUGAAAUGUUUGUGUGUCAGAUCAUCAAAUACACUUUGAAAGCAUAACAAUGGCGUUUUACCUCAUGAUUGUUCUGUCAACACUGUAUGCAUUCUUUUGCUUUCCUGUUUUUCUUUUCCACUUUUCUUUGACAAUAAAAGAAAACUGCAUCUGCA
Messenger RNA from Perca flavescens (yellow perch), 4009 nucleotides. RefSeq names its product forkhead box J1a (gene foxj1a). Bases 294 to 1703 code for a protein of 469 amino acids. NCBI's taxonomy places the organism in Eukaryota, Metazoa, Chordata, Actinopteri, Perciformes, Percidae. Gene Ontology annotation, cellular component: nucleus. Gene Ontology annotation, biological process: regulation of transcription by RNA polymerase II. The transcript has 3 exons. The record is from RefSeq and is a predicted model, not a curated record. Gene Ontology annotation, molecular function: DNA-binding transcription factor activity, RNA polymerase II-specific; RNA polymerase II cis-regulatory region sequence-specific DNA binding.